Messenger RNA from Musa acuminata AAA Group (dessert banana), 944 nucleotides. RefSeq lists its product as uncharacterized. The record is from RefSeq and is a predicted model, not a curated record. The coding region runs from base 1 to 894 and encodes 297 amino acids. The transcript has 2 exons. NCBI's taxonomy places the organism in Eukaryota, Viridiplantae, Streptophyta, Magnoliopsida, Zingiberales, Musaceae.
AUGUUCCCAGCCAGCGCGGUACCCCUCCUCCUCAGGUUCGCCGCCGCUGCGAUCACCGGAGCGGCGGCGCUCGUCGCCCUCAGGAGCGUCCACCGGGAGGAGGCUGUCGCUGCGCUGCGCCGUGAUGUUCGCGACGCCCUCCGCCGCCUCGAUGAGCCUCCCGCGGUCCUGGUCACGGGGUUCAGGGCCCACGGGAAGAGCGCCCUCAUCAACACCGCGUGCCGUGCCCUCGCCGCUGAGGCCGGACCGGUGCUCCUCCGGACUGAGACGGCCCCGCGGGGCCCUGGAGGCGCUACACUCGCCCGCCUAGUCGUCCGUGCUGCGGUGGCGAGGGGCAGCAGCGAGGAGGAGGAGGGAGGGGGGUCGGAGGACGAGGAAGAGGAAGAGGAGGACGCGGUGGUGGAGAUGGUGGACGCCCCGGCCCUGCCGGAGCCGGGAAUUCUAACGAGGUCGGACGUGGAAGCCGCCGUCUGCGGCAGCCCUGGCAACCCUCCGCCGGACUGCGUGAUCCUGGUGCUCCGCUGCGGCGGACCGUCGAAGGAAAGUCGCGUGGCGGUCAAAAAGCUGGCCGACAUCGCUACCGUGGUCCGUGAAAGAGGCCUGCAAUUUGUGGUCGUGCUAACCCACAAGAAGCACAUAAAGAGUAAGAGGCAAGCCGAGGAACUCCGGCGGGAGAUCGCCCUCCGAGCCCGAACAGACUGCGUCUACUUCAUCGAAAACUACACCGCCGGCAACAUGCUCCAUCUCCGGCGUCCCUGGACGUCAAAGAACAACUUCGAGACGCAUUUCACGGUGCUAACGAUGAUGAGGCAGUGCAUCGAGUUCACCAAGUUGCACCGCAGCAAUUUGGCGCGGAAAGCCAAUGACAACGCCAACAGCAGUAGGCUACUAUAGGGAACAUGGAAACUUAUGUUCUAUCAGAAGGUUAUCCCAAUGCAUUCGUU